This is a messenger RNA of Gracilinanus agilis (Agile Gracile Mouse Opossum), 1586 nucleotides long. RefSeq names its product enolase 2 (gene ENO2). Gene Ontology annotation, molecular function: magnesium ion binding; phosphopyruvate hydratase activity. The transcript has 12 exons. The coding region runs from base 54 to 1358 and encodes 434 amino acids. NCBI's taxonomy places the organism in Eukaryota, Metazoa, Chordata, Mammalia, Didelphimorphia, Didelphidae. Gene Ontology annotation, cellular component: phosphopyruvate hydratase complex. Gene Ontology annotation, biological process: glycolytic process. The record is from RefSeq and is a predicted model, not a curated record.
UCCCGCUCCCUCCGCGCUGCCACCCGUUCUGCCGCAGGAAGACUCCAGCCACCAUGUCAAUUGAACGCAUCCAUGCCCGGGAGAUCCUGGAUUCCCGCGGUAACCCUACGGUGGAAGUGGAUCUCUACAUAGCCAAAGGUCUUUUCCGGGCAGCAGUGCCCAGUGGGGCAUCUACUGGCAUCUAUGAGGCACUGGAGCUGAGGGAUGGGGACAAACUUCGUUACUUGGGCAAAGGUGUACAGAAAGCUGUGGAUCACAUCAAUAAUACCAUCGCUCCUGCCCUGAUCACUUCUGGCCUUUCUGUGGUAGAGCAGGAGAAGCUGGACAACCUGAUGUUAGAGCUGGAUGGGACUGAGAACAAAUCCAAGUUUGGGGCCAAUGCCAUCCUAGGUGUGUCUCUGGCCAUAUGCAAAGCUGGGGCAGCAGAACGAGAAUUGCCUCUCUAUCGCCACAUUGCCCAACUGGCUGGGAAUUCGGAUCUCAUCCUACCCGUACCUGCUUUCAAUGUGAUCAAUGGUGGCUCUCAUGCAGGAAAUAAGCUAGCCAUGCAGGAGUUCAUGAUUCUUCCCGUGGGAGCGGAAAGCUUCCGGGAUGCCAUGAGGCUUGGGGCAGAGGUCUACCAUACCCUCAAGGGUGUCAUCAAGGACAAGUAUGGCAAGGAUGCUACCAAUGUUGGGGAUGAAGGUGGCUUUGCUCCCAAUAUCCUGGAGAAUAGUGAAGCCCUAGAGCUGGUGAAGGAAGCCAUUGACAAGGCUGGCUACACAGAAAAGAUCGUCAUUGGUAUGGAUGUUGCUGCCUCUGAGUUUUACCGUGAUGGCAAAUACGACCUCGACUUCAAGUCCCCUCCUGAUCCUACUCGAUACAUUUCUGGGGACCAGUUGGGGGCCCUCUACCAAGGCUUCGUCAGAGACUACCCAGUGGUCUCCAUCGAGGAUCCAUUUGAUCAGGAUGACUGGGCCGCUUGGUCCAAGUUUACAGCUAAUGUGGGCAUCCAGAUCGUGGGUGACGACCUGACGGUGACUAACCCAAAGCGAAUCGAACGAGCUGUGGAAGAGAAAGCCUGCAAUUGCUUGUUGCUCAAGGUCAAUCAGAUCGGAUCGGUCACGGAAGCCAUCCAAGCGUGUAAGCUGGCCCAGGAGAAUGGCUGGGGGGUCAUGGUGAGUCAUCGAUCUGGCGAGACAGAAGACACCUUCAUCGCUGACCUGGUCGUGGGAUUAUGCACAGGCCAGAUCAAGACAGGGGCUCCAUGCCGUUCUGAACGGCUGGCCAAGUACAACCAGCUCAUGAGGAUCGAGGAAGAGCUGGGAGAUGAAGCUCGAUUUGCUGGGCACAAUUUCCGCAACCCCAGCGUGCUGUGACCACUUUCUCUCCUGUGCCUCCCCCCCUCCAACUCUGUGAACUGUGACCUCUCACUUCCCCAAGCUGUGCCCUGGAGCCCCAAGCCCCCCGGAAUGUGUUCUGAUCCUCCCUCGAAGCCCUCUUCCCCUUCCUCCCUCUUUCCCCAGCUUCCCCGGCCCUUCUCUUUCCGCUCCCUGCGCCCGGUUCUCCCGGACGGUCUCCUUCCUAGAGUCAUACUGCUCGCAGCU